Suillus clintonianus is the source of this 3041-nucleotide messenger RNA. RefSeq lists its product as uncharacterized. The transcript is spliced from 6 exons. Gene Ontology annotation, molecular function: microtubule binding. The record is from RefSeq and is a predicted model, not a curated record. NCBI's taxonomy places the organism in Eukaryota, Fungi, Basidiomycota, Agaricomycetes, Boletales, Suillaceae. The coding region runs from base 96 to 2912 and encodes 938 amino acids.
CGACUGUGACUCUCUUCAAUCUCAUCCUUCAUAUAGCUUUUCAUAUUUUAUCGCAUUUCUGUCUCUGAUUUCUAUAUAACCUGGCCGCGAAAUCAAUGGCGCGACGUUCGUCAACCACCUUUGAAUUCUCUAUUCCUGGCGACGAGCUUGAACAGUAUCGUAUUCAACUCGAACAGCAGAUUCAAAACACCGAUUUAUCCCUGCAUCUCUCAUCUUCACAAGGGGACGACGACAGCGUUGAAUAUCCGAGGCACAAUUCUAACCAUUCACUAGGCUUUCCAUCAUUCGAACAACCCAGUCAGCAUUUUGACUAUGAUGCUCCCAGUGGCUUGCAUGCGUGGUCCACGCAUGAAGACGAGGGUGUCAAUCCUUAUGUCGGUGAGACGGUCUCUACCAUCGGCCAUCAUGCCAGCGCCGUCACAAUUGGCGCGGGGCUCGGUGGGCGUGGCCAACGGCGGGAAGUCAGUCUCAGUGGUGCUGAGUAUGACCCGGAACGCCCACUGCAAGACAUGAUUGCGGGUAUGGACAGUCGCAUCAGCAUCUUGGAGCCUCACUCCAAGUCUCGACAGACGCCCUACCCUCGUGAGCCCCUCGAUGCAUCAGGCGACUGCGAUCUAUCUCAGGUUUCGCAACCUGCGGCACUUGCAGCAAGACUCCGUUCCCCACAUCUCGAACCUGAGUCAGCUGAGUCAGAAGCAGACCGCUCGCAAAACAUCUCCCGCCGCAAGCUCUCUGACAAUUUGCAGCGUGUCGGGUUCUCUCCCCGACGGCCGCGCAAUUUGCAAAGCCGUACCAUGGCGCAGCAGUCUCCCUCUCGCAGCCAUUCUUAUGUACAUGGUGCACAUGAUUCCCAACAUAUUCCAUCCUAUUCCCGAAAAGCAACAACUUCGAAACCACGCAAGGCAUCUCAUUCCGUAUCUUUUGACGUAGAUGCGACACCCGUGCGGCGGCAUGUAUCUCAGCCACAGGUGAAUGUACAACCACCCACGCCAUCCGCUUCUAGCUCCAAGUUUACACGUAUGGCGAGGGGCCUCGCGAAGGAUGUUCAUGAGGCUCAGGCCGAGGAAGCUGCAUUAUUUCAGAACCAAUCACAGACUACUACUAUCCCUCGUGCGGCGCCUGUGGGCUCUCGUCGUGUCUCUAUGAAGCACCACGACACAUUGAAGCAACCCCUUCACGACGUCGCCGACCACAGUGCCGUUGACGUUAAUGUAGAGAUCUCCCAACCAAAUCGGUCAUUCAGAAAAGCGAGUAGAGGACGAGUGAAUCUCCCAGACCUGACUGGCCUCACAAGUGCUGUUGUGUCUCCUGCGAAGGCCAACCUUGAACGCUAUGGCAUCAAGACUGCUGGUUCAUCGAAAGAGGUUGAAUCCCGUCUCAUAGCGUCCCUCAAUGCACUUCAUUCAAAGCUCGCUCAUCUCGAAACAGAAAAUGGCAUCGCUCGCCGCCGUGUCCGGGAACUCGAGUAUGAACUCCAACAGUGCAAACGUGAUGUCGCUCGAGAACGCUCGAGAAUCAUCGAACAAGACGCAGGCGAGACAUCAUGGAAAAGGGGCAAAGAGGAGCGACGAGACAGAGAGGAAGAACAGUCCAAGUAUUUCGAAGUUGUGGAGGAAAAGAAAGCGCUCGAGUCUUUGAUAUCAACCCUCCGCUCGCAUCUUACCCGUGUCACCACAGAGUUGACAGCGCAGCAGCAACUCCUGGAGGACCUUAAGAGGCUCAGGGAGGACGAUGCCAAGAUGCUUGCCGAGAAAACAGAUGAAAUCGGCGCACUUCGACUCGAAGUUGAACGGCUUGCAGGCGAGAUUGAGGUACUCAGGAAUGUGGUAGAAGAAGGCCUUAACGAAAGAAGAAUGGCGAGGGAACAGCAAUCACAACUUGUGGAAGGGAAAGACGAGGUCUCUGUGCUAGACCAUUCAAAUCAGGAGCUGAACCAGUCACAUCAGGGGCCAGACCCGGUGACGACCCGUGCUAGUCUUCAGUCAACACGAAGGUUUGUUGACGUGGACGAGCUUACACGGAUAUCGGAAGACCUGGAGGAACGCAGAUCCGAGCGAUCUUCUUGUGGAAGCCCUUCCCUGUCGUCACGACAUAGCUCGCGUUCGCACCCAGGUGACAUAACUCGGCUCACUGACUCCGAAGAAAGCAGGCGUCACGCCACCCGGAGGGAGCCUUCGGGGGAUGAUGAAGUUGCCCCUUUACCUCGGAUAUCAGAAGACCUUGAGGAACAACGGUCUGAGGGAUCCUCUUGUGGAAAUGCUUCCCUGUCGUCGCGACAUGGCUCGCGUCCAGGUGACACGACACACGCUCGGCUUACUGAACCCGAAGACGGGAGGCGACCUGUCAUUCGGAGAGAGACCUUGAAGGAUGAUGAAGCUGCGCCUUUCCCUCGUAUUCGCUCGGGUCGCCUCGAGAACUUAUUCUUCUCUGCACCGAAACACAACUCUGGGACAUGCACUCGGUGUAAUCACCGUUCGGCCCGCAUCGGUAGCCAUGUGAACUCCAAGACCACACGCCCAAGUCAGGGACGCGCCCCACCCUUGAACGAUCAGGGCUCUAGCGCACAAGUCAAAAAUGAUCAUUUUAAGUCCCGAGCCAAUGUCUUUGAACCCGAUGGUGUUGAUUCGUACGAAGCCCUCUUCCAGGGCGACAAAUUACCACCACAGACCGUACUUGCCAGAGUAUUACGAGAACUCGAGGAAGAAUUCACACAUCACAAAGGAAUCUAUAGUGAACUGGCUGACGAAUACAAGGGUAUGGACUCGAUGGUGCAAGCAGCGAGGCGGCGCAUUGUGGCUGAUCAUCUUCGAGAUAUCAUCGAUCUGAUCGAGCGCAAGGUCGAUCAAAUUCAGUCUCUAUAUGAUCUUUUGAAGUUUGAAGAUAAACCAUCUUCUCGGCAACGAAUAUCUUGACAAUCACGCCGGUAACUUCUGGGUUCAGGAGUCGAGCAGCCUCUGUUUUAUUGUACACCAUAAUUGUAGCUUUCCAAUUCAAUUGCAUUUAUGUGUUGCCUAUGGUGACUCAUGAUUCCUGGUGUUCAG